GCAAUUCGCAUCGAUUCAAGAGCGAUAACUGUCCAUCAAUCUCAUUAUUUCUUUCGCAAUAAUAUUAUAUUUCCUGUUAUUAUUACUACUCUAGAUUUCUAUCAAGUGUACAAUACAAUAUAGUAUAGCGUAUAAUGUCCGCGGCGUACAUCAACAAUUGUAAGCUUUUGAAAAGUAUUUGUUUGAACGUUUCUGGUGCUAUCGGCAAGAGAAAAAUGAGUAUUAUCAAUAACGACGUCGGUUUGCAUUCGUACGACGAUGCAGUCAAAAUGUUGAAUUCUUUGCAAAGUUAUACUUCAAAGUUAACUCGUCAUCCAGGAAAUUUAAAAUUAGGACAGGUGAACACAUUUUUAAAUAGAUGCGGUGUGAGUAAUGAAGAUUUGGACCAGCUUUCAGUCAUUCAUGUUGCUGGCACCAAAGGAAAAGGAUCCACAUGUGUAUUUUGUGAACAAUUGUUGUCAUAUAAAGGUUAUCGCACUGGCUUAUUUACUUCUCCACAUUUAAUCUCUGUCAAGGAAAGAUUUAGAAUUAAUGGAAAAGUCAUUACUGAUGAUAAGUUUGUGUUUUAUUUUUGGAGUGUUUACAAUACACUAUUAUCAAAACGAGGUAACGAAGAAGAAUUACCAGCUUAUUUCAUGUUUUUGACUGUUAUGGCAUUUAAAAUGUUUGUCGAUGAAAAAGUGGAUGUUGCAAUCAUAGAAACUGGAAUUGGUGGCGAAUAUGAUUGUACAAAUAUAUUAAGAAAGACACCAGUUGUUGGAAUUUCAUCGCUAGGAUUUGAUCACACAACUGUACUAGGAAAUACUUUACAAGAAAUUGCUUGGCAAAAGAGUGGAAUUAUGAAGCAAAAUUCUGUAACAAUUGUUGCUAGUGAUCAACCCAAAGAAACUCAUCAAAUAUUAAUUGAACGUAGUAUAGAAAAACAGACAACAUUAUUGGAAGCUCCACCGUUCAACAAGUAUAAUUGGUAUGUAAAUACUUCGGAAUUAGGAGUUUUUAAUACAGCACAAGAGAUAAAUGCUUCACUUGCUAUUCAACUUGCUAAUGCAUGGAUAAAUCGAAAGAAUAAAGAUUGGCUAAAAAAAUGCAAUGUUGGACUAAGUGGAAUGAAACAAGCUCCAAUCUGGGAAAUAAAUAAACAAGAUAAACAAGCAAUAAGGGAUGUUAAGUGGCUUGGUCGCAAUCAAGUUCUAAACGUAACACAUAAUUUAUCAUAUUUCUUAGAUGGAGCCCAUACAAUUGAGAGUAUUCAGUUAUGUAGUAAAUGGUACCAAAGCGUUUGUCCUAAGUCACAAUCGAAUGUACAAAAUAUUUUAAUAUUCAAUGUAACGGCAUUAAGAGAUUACUACACGUUUUUAAAAAUACUUUUAACUGAAAACAAAAUAGAUUUAGUUUUGUUAUGUCCAAUAAUUACAUCACUUGAUAAUCGCCGUCCAGAUACUGUUGAUUUGAAUUUCAAUUAUGAAGAACAAUUAAUCAAAUGUCAUGAUAUGAAAAAUUCUAUAGAUUUUUGUGAUGUAAAAGUAUUUAAUUCUAUCCAAGAAACUAUCAAUCAUGUUGGAAAGUGCAGCUCUUCUGACAAAAAUACAAUCUUUAAAAUUUUAGUAACUGGCUCUUUAAAACUUGUUGGUGGAGUUUUAGAGGUCCUCCAAUCAUGACAUUUAUUUUAUAAAUAAACCAAUUCCAUAGAAUAUUAGUUAUUGUUAGUGAUAAAAUUUAAUCUUUUCAGUUUAUUUAAGCAUAAGCGGUACUAUUCAAUUAUUUAUAAGAAUACAUGUGUUAAUUAUUUUGAAAAUCAGUAACAAUUUUUUUUAAACAUUUAUUUUUGUAAAACAUCGUUUAAGAGAUGCCAUAAUAUAUUGCAUUUAAACAAAGAUUUAAAUCACUUUUGCUGAAUCACAGACAACCGUUACUGACUUUUCCAACUAAUUAACAUACAGAGCUUAGCUCUAUCUUUUUUAUAUUAUAUUUAUCUAUUGCCUUGUGAAAUUUAUUUAGUUUGUAAUAUUAUUUCUAAUUUCUAAUUAUAAUCAAAUUAUAAAUGCUCAAAUAUAUUUUAACUUUUUGUUACCAUUUAAAAAAAAUGUUGAUCACAGUUAUUGUAUUUUUUUAAAAAAAAUUGGCUUAUUGAAGUAUAAAAUGUAGUUAGUCUUUUUAUUUCAUUUAAAAAAAUAUAUAUUUAACUUAAAUCAGUUUCUUAUGUAUGUACACAGUAGAUAAUUUGUAAAUAACUUUUUUAACAACACUAAAACAUGCUCAUGCCAAAUUUCAACCAAUAAAAAAUUACUGAUAUAUGAUUUGCUAGCCAAAAGCUCAAAACAUAUCUAAUCAGUUUUACAUUUUGAUUGAAGUAAUGAUAAUGCAAAGUUGGAGCUAAGUGCAAGAAUAAUAUUUAAAUUAGUUCUUUUGAGAAAGAAUUCUACAAAAGUACUAAGUAGAACUUUUAUUUUGUUAUAACAUUAUGUAUUGAUUGAAAAUUGGUAUUUAAAAUAUUCAAAACGUGUCAAUAUUAAUGUAUUACUAAUAAAUAAGUUAUUUCUUUUAACAGUUAUCAAAUUAUAAGCAUCUGUGCUAACCACUAUUUGCAUUGAACUGCAUUAUCACAUUUCAGGUACAACUGAUAUCAUUUGAAUGCUGUGGGUAAGACUAACGGCACUGGUGGAGUCAUAUGGAAAACGCUAUUAUAUUAUUCUUUGGCACUGCCACUGGUUACUUUUGUGAUUUAAGUUGCUGAAAUUUAUUGUACUCUAUCAAUCUAUGUUUUAACUAAGAGA
Molecule: messenger RNA, 2774 nt
Organism: Myzus persicae (green peach aphid)
Lineage: Eukaryota; Metazoa; Arthropoda; Insecta; Hemiptera; Aphididae
Gene: Fpgs1
Product: putative folylpolyglutamate synthase
Exons: 9
Coding region: 135-1658 (507 amino acids)
Biological process (GO): tetrahydrofolylpolyglutamate biosynthetic process
Cellular component (GO): cytoplasm; mitochondrion; cytosol
Molecular function (GO): tetrahydrofolylpolyglutamate synthase activity; ATP binding
Source: RefSeq, a predicted model, not a curated record